Phyllopteryx taeniolatus (common seadragon) is the source of this 3541-nucleotide messenger RNA. RefSeq names its product zinc finger and BTB domain-containing protein 12-like. The coding region runs from base 1392 to 3149 and encodes 585 amino acids. Gene Ontology annotation, molecular function: RNA polymerase II cis-regulatory region sequence-specific DNA binding; protein binding; DNA-binding transcription factor activity, RNA polymerase II-specific. Gene Ontology annotation, biological process: regulation of transcription by RNA polymerase II. The transcript is spliced from 6 exons. The record is from RefSeq and is a predicted model, not a curated record. Lineage: Eukaryota; Metazoa; Chordata; Actinopteri; Syngnathiformes; Syngnathidae. Gene Ontology annotation, cellular component: nucleus.
UUGUGCGUGGUGGUCAGAUGUCAGCAAGCUAACCUGUUUGCUAACGCUAGCUGCUAUUUGUCCCAUUGGAUAAGCUGUGAAGGAAAGUAGUAAUCAUAACGUCAUUUAUCAUUCCCUUUUAUCAUUUGUCAUAAUGAUUCGAGGUUUUGGAGUCACCCGAUUUAGGUGACCUUUCAUCUCAAAUAUUUUAUAUAUGACUAAAUGUUUUGUUGUUGUUGUUGCUGUAAAGGUAAUUAUUGUUUAAGUCAUCAUUGUAGAGCUGCAGUAUUCUUGUAUCUGGGUAUGUGUUACAAUAGCUACCACCAGUGUUGGGAAGAUGACUUAGUUACAAUUACAAGUUACCCUGUUAAAAAUGUAACAGUAGUGUAAUUAUUGCAACUGCUGUCUCAAAGUAAUAUAACUAAUUAUAUUUGUUACAUUUUGAUUACUUUUCUUAAUGUUGAAUUAAUGCAUCACCAGAACCCUUGGAUGGUUCCUUUAAAAAUGUCGAUUUGAACGAUAGAUCAUGAUUUUGGAAUUAACCACGUAUUUGUUCUAUUAACAAUUAAUAAACUGAUAACAACACAUGAUGAAAUGUGAAUACAUAAUUUAGAAAAUAUGUUUGUUACAAUAUAUGUAGUGUACAGCAUGUGGAAAACCACCAGACCAUGUUGACCUAAUGACAAAUUUGAACAAUUUAGACAAAAGCGCUUUAUAUGAGUCUGGUAAAAAUGGUCACUUUCAACACACCAAGAAUUUUUUAAAUCAUGAUGGGUUCCGGAGAAAAUGAGUUUUUCGUGUCGGAAAAAAAUGGCUUUUUGGGGGAAUGCUUUUGUGUGAUAUCACCUAUAGUAAAUCUGGUCAAAAAACACCUUCACAUUAGAGUAAAACAGUAUAACUUUAUUAUUCCUCAACAUACAGUAUCUCCUUGACCCUUUCUUUUCAUCUGUCAUUCUGGGACCCAUUCGCUGAUUGGGUGACAAGUUUCAGGUACAAAAUAUCCAUCAAUAAGCUCGUAGAUCGGGCCGAAAUUCCAAGGAGUUCUCCAUUUCGACGCCUCAGAAUAACCAUGACGUUUCAAAGGGCGAAACUUGCACUAAAAACGUGACUUAAGUAGUGCAAAUGGGACUAUUCGUGAGAAGAGCGGUGUGGACAGUAUAGGUCGUCAGUUGUUUUUGUCAUGAAUUAAUUUGUUACGGAAGAUUUUAGAAGACAGUAUAGGUCAUCCACUGAAAUCAGUUGUUUUUUUUCGUAAAUGUAUUUGUUAUGGAGGACUUUAGAGGGUGGCACGGGGACCGAGUGGUUAGCACAUCCCAGGAUCAAAUCCAGCCUCGCCUGUGUGGAGUUUGCAUGUUCUCCUGCGUGGGUUUUCUCCGGGUAGUCCGGUUUCCUCCCACAUCCCAAAAACAUGCAUGUUCAUGGUGUACCACGCCUUUCACCUGAAGAUAGCUGGGAUAGCCUCCAGUGCGCCCGCGACCCCAGUGAGGAUAAGCGAAACGAUGGAGAUGCUGUGUUUCCGCUUGCCCGGCCACGGGGACAUGACCCUCAAACACAUGAAUUCUCUGAGGUCUCACCAGCACUUUUGUGACGUCACCAUUUUGAUCAGCAACAACCAAACAUUCAGCGGACACAAGGUAGUGCUGGCUGCUUGCUCACCCUUCUUGAGAGACCAGUUCCUCCUCAGCCCCUCCUCUAAGCUUCAGGUGUCAAUGCUGCACAGCUCCUCAGUCAUGUGUGAUCUGCUGCAGUCCUGCUACACCGGUGUUCUACAAUUCAAACCCGAGGAGAUAGUCAACUACUUGACUGCCGCAAGUUACCUACAGAUGGAGAAUAUUGUAGAGCGCUGCAGGGAUGCUCUGAAGAAGUACAUGCAGCUGAAAAACCCCAAUCCACUGAAUGUUAGUCACCCAAAGAUAACUACAGAAGAGAGACUCCCUCAGCCCGUGAUUGUCAGUGGCAGCAUUCAUUCCAUCGCAUCACCCCCCGGCAGCCGACCUCCCGUGCACAGUCCUGAAGUGCACUUGGUGGAAGAGAACAGUACACAGGACAGCAGCCCGGACAAUGAUUGUACUCCAUUGGUGGAAAAAACUUGUGUGAAGGAUAAUGCAUCGGACCAGGGAGGAGACACCCACCGUGACGUGUUCCAAGUUUACAUCUCCGACGAAGAGCAGAACAGUAUCAAGGAGGAAGAGGGCGGAGCUCCCACUGAGGAGCCUAUGGAUGCCUGUUCCCCUGCAACAGAGGGGAUUGUGGGAGGAAAUAGCUGCGACUAUGACUUGAAUCCAACAGCUGAAGGUCCUGGCACGGACGGCUUCCCAAGGGAAGGACUGCGCGCUUUCAGACACAGGUUAUCUGAACCUGGUCGAGGUCGAGGGAGAGCAAUGGGGAGGGGUUUAAAGAGGAGACGCUGGGUGUCAUCUCAGGAGAAAAAAUCUCCUCGAUCAGCCUCCCAAGAUUUGUGGUAUCUCGCAGGGACAGCGAGCGGCUUUGGGAUGGACUUCAGCGAAGGGCUCAAGACAGGAAGUUUUUUCUCAGUCGACCUCCCUAGAUUGGACAUAAGUUUAGAUGACGCUCAGGGGGACAAGUCCUUGCCACUGGCCGCCAAUAGUUUGACACAUUUUGCAGUGGAUGACUCGGGCAAUGCCGGUGAGGGGGGUUGUGGGUUGAAUGCCGCUACGAGCGAGGGAGGCGACGAAUCUGUUGCCGUGGUGGGUUCCACUUCCAGCGUAACCGGCCCUGUCAUUUGCGAGCACUGCGGCGUGACGUGCCCCUCGACUCACGCCCUCGCGAUGCACUACUGCUCCGCUCACCAGGUGUACGCUUGCCCGUUCUGUGACAAGCAGUUCCAUCACUCGUACAACCUGAACCGACACAUGGCCUUGCACCGAGGCAACGGCAAACCCCACCAGUGCCCCCUGUGCUCCAAGGGGUUUACCCAGAGGUCCACGCUCAUCGAUCACAUGAACCUCCACAGCGGCGAGCGCCCCCACCGCUGCGCGUACUGUCAUGCCCGCUUCGCCCACAAGCCUGCCUUACGGCGCCACCUGAAGGAGCAGCACGGCAAAACGACAGUGCAGAAUUCCAUCCACGAGCAGGAGGAGCGCGAGAGAUCGCUCGGGAGAAUACGAGAAGAAGCACAAGAAUGUCCAGUUACUGAGCAAGCGUCUUAAAAACCAAAGAAUUUAAGGCUAAACUAGUUUCAUCAUGGAAACGUAGUUUAGCAGUGAGGCCUUUUAAAUCUCUGUGUAAUGUUGGUCUUAUUGAACUUUAUUUAACUUUAAUUUUAUUAUUUUGUAUGUGUAGUGUCAAGAUAUGUUUGGUGGGAAAAAUCUAAAUUUUUUAAAACAUUUUUGCUGUUAAAAAUAUGCUGGUUUUAAUGAGUGUAAAUAUUUUAUUCCAUGUAAAUGACAUUCAGAGGAAUCUUUGGGGGCAUGCAAACCUAAAAGUCUUCACACAUUGUUGUUAAAUAUAAGGUUUGUUAAACCUAUGAUUCCUUUAAAGCAUCAAUGACAUGGACCUCUGGUAAUUACUGUUGUUCAAAGAAAUAAAUGUUUUAAGUCUG